UUGACCCCCACCCCCACAAACCCUGUUUGACCGCGAAUCGAUUUAUAAACCCUUUUUGCCCUUUUUGUUUGCUUCACAGCUGCAGCAGCAAAAUUUGCAGAAUCCCGGAAUUUUCAGACAAAUCCAGCUUUCGUCAAACACAUUACACACAUGUAUACACAAUUGAAUAAAUAAAUUGCAUAUAUAGAGCUGUAGAAAGGCUGAAAGAGGAAAUAUACGAGAGAUGGAGCACAAGGGGCACAACGAACAAGAGGACGAUGUGUACGGCGGUGAUGUACCUGAUGAAGCAUACAUGGAUGCCGAUUAUGACGCUGAAGUCGAGGCCGAUGCGGAUGAUAGCUUGAAAGCUAAGGAAUUGGAAAGUAUGAAGAAGAGGUUGCAGGAGAUUGAGGAAGAAGCUGGCGCGCUUCGAGAAAUGCAGGCCAAGGUGGAGAAAGAGAUGGGUGCUGCUCAAGAAGAUUUACCUGGUGACUCUGCUACUCAGGCAGAAAAGGAGGAGGUGGAUUCCCGUUCAAUAUAUGUUGGUAAUGUGGACUAUGGCUGCACACCUGAGGAGGUGCAACAGCAUUUUCAGUCAUGUGGUACAGUAAAUAGGGUGACUAUUUUGACUGAUAAGUUUGGCCAGCCGAAAGGUUUUGCUUACGUAGAGUUUGUUGAAACUGAGGCUGUGCAAAACGCUGUACUUCUAAAUGAAUCUGAGUUGCAUGGCCGUCAGCUGAAGGUAUCUGCUAAGCGUACUAAUGUUCCUGGGAUGAAACAAUAUCGAGGAAGACGUCCAAACCCUUAUUUCGGAUCGAGAAGGCUGUUCAUGCCCUUUUCACCUGUCUACCCUCCCUAUGGUUAUGGGAGGGUUCCAAGGUUUAGGCGUCCCAUGCGCUACAGGCCAUAUUGAUGCACCUUGAUCAUCUUCUGUUGGUGUGCUAGAGAUAUUGGAGGGUCGAUUGUGAAUCAACUCUUUUCCCCAUAAUUGCCGUACACUCAUACCUCCAUAUUUAUUGUUUUAGGGAUUAUUUUGGUGAUAACUUUUACCGUUACAUGCAACCCAUAAAGCCAUAAAUUAGAUUCUCAAACUUUGUAACUUUAUUUCGGUAUGUUAACAGCAGCAGUUUAUACAACUUAAAUUUGAACUCAUCUGGUUUUUCU
Molecule: messenger RNA, 1143 nt
Organism: Olea europaea var. sylvestris
Lineage: Eukaryota; Viridiplantae; Streptophyta; Magnoliopsida; Lamiales; Oleaceae
Product: polyadenylate-binding protein 1-like
Exons: 6
Coding region: 224-892 (222 amino acids)
Molecular function (GO): RNA binding
Source: RefSeq, a predicted model, not a curated record